Messenger RNA from Stylonychia lemnae, 213 nucleotides. The record is from the annotation of a GenBank genome assembly. NCBI's taxonomy places the organism in Eukaryota, Ciliophora, Spirotrichea, Sporadotrichida, Oxytrichidae.
AUGGCAUUCAACGCAAAAUAGAGCACCGUAGAAUAAAAGUAUAAUACUUCAUCUGAUGAAUCAAAGGAAAGUAAACAAAUAAGUCUCAAUACAGAUACAACUAUUGAGCUUAGUGCCAUCCCUUAAAAAUAUGCACCCAUAUAUUAAGGUUCUAACUAGCAUGCAAUUCCAGUUAAUGUAGAAUUAAUAUUACCCAUGAAAGCUCCUAUAUGA